AUGGGUGAACUGUCAUUCUCAAAAACUGACUCCUUUGGUAAACCCCUUUCACCAUUAGCAACCAAAACAGUUGGUUACCUCCUCAAAGAAAAAAAAAUUGUUCUGCUAUAUAUUCCUGUCUUCUCCAUCAUCCGGAGCUCUCAUGGGCAUGUGGGAUUCAUCCUCCUUGCAGGCAGCCCAGAGACACAUGUCAGAGACACCGACUGUGUCUGGGUACAGAUCCCGUCACCUGACCAGUCUGAUAUACUAUCAGAAGCACCAAAUGGGAAUGUGAUUGGAGCUUCUGCUUGUAUAUUACAAAGCCUCAUUCUCAAGGGAAAGCCUCUGUUGGUGCUGGACAAGACCUUGAGUGUUAUUCAGGCUGAGGUUUUUGCUGCCUGGACCACCUUUUUAAAUAAGUGCAAAACAAGGAAUCAAGAAGUAGAUUUGAAUUUUAUGGAAUCAAUCAAGAAAGAUCUCCUCAAUAACUUCCCAGACCCUAAGCUCAAUUCCCUCGUUGAAUUAUUCAAGGGCUUGCUGGUUGACACCCCAGGGCUUGUCGAAGACUCUCAAGUGGCUUGGAAGACACUUCCAGGUGAACCUGGGGGGUCGUUUCAGCAUGCCUUUUUCCUCCAACUCAUUCGCCAAGUUCCAAUACUUAUCACUCCCCCACAUAUUCCUACUGGAUUCCAACAAAAUUUCCAAAAAGGCAUUUUCACAUUUCCCUUCCCACUGGACUCCUACAGCACUCCUACUGAACUCCAAUUGAUCACAUGA
Laccaria bicolor S238N-H82 is the source of this 756-nucleotide messenger RNA. RefSeq lists its product as uncharacterized. The record is from RefSeq and is a predicted model, not a curated record. Bases 1 to 756 code for a protein of 251 amino acids. The transcript has 7 exons. Lineage: Eukaryota; Fungi; Basidiomycota; Agaricomycetes; Agaricales; Hydnangiaceae.